Molecule: messenger RNA, 5325 nt
Organism: Hyaloscypha bicolor E
Lineage: Eukaryota; Fungi; Ascomycota; Leotiomycetes; Helotiales; Hyaloscyphaceae
Exons: 4
Coding region: 341-5017 (1558 amino acids)
Molecular function (GO): protein binding
Source: RefSeq, a predicted model, not a curated record
GAAAACGUGGAUUUUCGACCUGGAUUUUGGUAUUACGAUUUACCCGAGGUGCGUGCCCCUGCGCCGUCUCAUCUACUUAUCUGCUUCGAGGCCAGCCUGCUGGUUGGCAAACUUCCCUUUCGCCUGCUUUACCUAGGGUUAAAGGUGCGCUGGCCCCUUACCACCAAAAACUCUUUCUGGACUAGGGUCCGGAUCCGCGAAGUUGCAACCUGAGAGAAUGAGCCGCAUUUGUGCUUGAUCCUCCCCCCGCAAACAUCUCCAGGAUCGACGUUGUGGUCAACUGCUGCUGAUUCAUGGCGAUGCCCAUAUCAUCAAAUGUAUCCUGUGACAAUCUAGCGCUAUGUCGCGCGAUUCGAAAGUCCACUCCAGAUCCGACACGGCCAUCACACACGCCUCUGGAUUCGGAGAUGUGAACGAUGUUGCCAUCCUCGAACGAAGAUUCCACAUUUGGGGCUUACGACGUCGCACAAGCGAUCCUAUCGAUGAUGUACGAGGCCCCCUGGGGCUACACUUGUUGCAUUUGGCGGCAGAGCCUUUGGUGGACUUCAUUUUUGUCCAUGGCCUACGAGGUGGCUCCAUCAAGACGUGGAGGAAGGGCACUGAUCCGAAACAAUUCUGGCCCAAGAAUUGGCUGCCUCUCGAACCAGCUUUCAGGAACGCCAGCAUCCACACCUUCGGAUACAAUGCGGAUUGGGGGGAUACCAAGGACAGUUUCUUGAACGUGCACGACUUUGGGAGGACUUUACUGGCCGAAAUGAAGAUUUCGCCCCAUAUCCGAUCUGGCGGACGGAAUCCUAUUGUGUUAAUUGGUCACUCGAUGGGAGGCCUGGUGAUCAAGAAGGCUUAUAUUCUUGCCCGCCAAGACCUUGCGAAUCAGGACUUUGCGCAACGGAUUCGUUGCAUAUUUUUCUUAGCAACACCCCACCGCGGAUCUGACUCGGCACAACUUCUCAACAACAUCCUGAGAGCGUCAGGGGCUCUGUCUGGCAGGCAAUAUAUCACCGAUCUUGAGAAGAAUUCCAUCUCCACGCAAACGGUCAACGAUGAAUUUCGGAAUUUUGCUGACGAGCUUAUGCUAUAUUCAUUCUACGAAACGACAAAAACGAAUCUCGGGGUUUCAUCGGCCAUGAUUGUCGAGCGGGACUCUGCGGUUUUGGGCUACAAACAUGAGCAAGUGCAAUACCUGAACGCAAACCACAGGGAUGUUUGCAAGUAUGAAAGUCCACUAGAUCCCAACUACAUUACAGUGAAAAAUGCACUUGCGACUGCCAUCGAUGAACUUUCCAGAGUCGAUCAUGCGUCCAAAAGCGAAAUUUUCAGGGCACAAAUGAAAGUAGUUCAGGCAUAUCUCGACAUAUACGAGAAACCAGAUGACGAUUUGGACAUUGCGGUCAAGGGAACUUGUGAGUGGAUUGAUGUCAAAGAAGACUUCGAGGAGUGGCGUGAUGCUUUCCCAGACCCUCUCAGCGGCAAAGCCGACCACAAUUCUCGGUAUUAUUGGAUCAGCGCAAAGCCUGCCAACGGAAAAUCUGUUCUGGCCGGCCACGUGAUUACACACCUGCAACAGCUUGGGCUUGACUGCUCUUAUUAUUUUUUUCAUCACGGCAAUAAGUCUUACCAAAAGCUUAAUGGGCUGCUUCGGUCUUUGGCUUAUCAAAUGGCCGUCUCGAACGCAGUCGUCAGACAGAAACUCCUUGAGUUGGUGGAUGAUGGAGUCCAACUUGACAAAGAUGAUGAGCGAGCAAUUUGGCGGAAGUUAUAUGCUAACGGCAUCUUGAAGGCUGAAAUUUAUAGACCACAGUACUGGGUCAUUGAUGCCUUGGACGAGUGCAUAAAUUACCCUGCGCUCUUUCCAUUCUUGACCAAACUGGAGUCAGCUUUUCCGUUGCGCAUUUUCCUCACCAGCAGGAUCCAACCAGAUAUAGAGAAGCAAUUCGCCCGAUUGGGCCACGAUGUAAUUGCGGCAGAAAUAUCGCCUCAGGAUAUCUCUCAAGACAUUGAGCUCUACCUAGAAUCAAAAAUUGACGACUUGCCAGUAGACAGCAGCACUGAGCGACAAGAGCUAGCAAAGAGAAUUCUGUCUAAAUCUGGCGGCUGCUUUCUAUGGGUACGACUCGUCCUUCAAGUUCUCGAGCAUAUUUAUGAUGAGACGACCAUCGAAACCGUUCUGGAGGAAAUGCCCGAAGAGAUGACUGAAUUCUAUGACAGAACUGUUGAGCUCAUGUCAAAAACCAUGCGCGAAAAGGAUAUCGCAAAGGCUAUUCUCCGAUGGUCCGUUGUAUGCACGCGGCCACUAAAAACGCCGGAGUUCGAACAAGCCCUGCACCUUGAUAUUGGAGCGAAUGUGCGAAGCAUUGAGAAGUCAAUUGAAGGUCUAUGUGGUCAACUGGUAUUUGUGGACAAGAACAAAUCGGUUCAAAUGGUUCACCAAACCGCAAGAGACUAUCUUUUUAGAAAUCAACAUUCAGAAUUUUGGAUCGAUCUGGGAGUUGAACACGAAAAAGCAGCGACUGCAUGUUUGAAAUUCCUUUGCAGCGAUGAAAUGAAGCCCCCUAGGAAUCGAAGACAAUUGAGCACUCAAACUGCUAAACAUUCAGCUCUCUGCGACUAUGCCUGCACCUCAUUCUCCGAACACAUUUUUGCGGCACACUCUGAGAAAGACGAUAUCCUCAUGUUACUAGAGCGCUUUUUGAGAACAAAUGUUCUGACAUGGAUCGAGCAUAUCUUGCGGAAAGGUAGUUUAUACUACCUUACUCGAACAGCGAAAAACCUCAAAGCUUAUCUUGAAAGGCGGGCAAAAUAUUUAUCACCACUAGGCUCUCAAGUCCGGACGGUUGAGGAGUGGGCGACAGAUCUUAUCAGACUUGUGGCCAAAUUUGGAGCCGCCAUGCUCAGCGACCCAACAUCCAUCUACUUCUUAAUUCCGCCCCUUUGCCCAACGGAUUCGGCAAUUUACAGAUACUCAGCAAAGUCGCCGGACGGCUUGGUUUUGACCGGUAUUACGAAUAUCAACUGGGAGGACUGCAUCUCGUGUAUUGAUUUUGAUACAAGCAGAGCCACUGCACUCGCUUGCGGAGAAAACGUCUUCGCCAUUGGAAUGCGAUCAGGAAACAUCACAUUGUAUAACCAAACAACUUUCCAAGCGGAGCGAACAUUCCAGCAUGUGGAGCCUGUCAAGAUCUUGAAAUUCGAUAAUUCUUGCAAGCGCUUUGUGUCGGCAGGCUGGAAGAUGAUCAAGCUAUGGGACAGAACUGGGUCGCAGGUCUGGUCUCAGUGUCUUGCGUCACCUUGCAUAGCUGUCGCGUUCGAUACCAAGCAUGUGGCUGGUGUUUCAAAGGCUUCCCACGUUACCUUCUGGGCCCUUCUGGAUGGGGCAGUCAAAAGUGAUCACUUUUACCGGUACCGAGAACCCGAUCAUGUUAAUUCCAAUGCUCGUCAGAGGGCACCUUUAGCCGCUGCCUUCUCUAACAACCUUGAAAUCCUUGCACUUGGAUACCGUAGUCAGUAUGUUUGUUUAUGGGAUCUCAGCAAUCAGGACUUCAUCGGAUGCUGUUCACGGCCUGCUGACGACGGAAGCGAGACAGUUGGUUUAUGCGUUGGCACAGUUCACUUCAAUCCAAACCCUGAUGUGAACCUACUCGCCGUUGGCUAUCAAGAUGGAGACUUGGCUAUCUUCGAACCUUGGUCUAGGGAAUUGGUUACUGUUGUUGAAGCAAAUGCAUUGUCUCUUGCAUCUUCACCUGAUGGCCGUACACUGGCUGCAGGUGAUUCUUGUGGGACGGUACAAAUCUGGGAUUUCGAAACACUAACGCUGCUCUAUCGGAUCAAGUCGUUUGACUUCGAGGUAAAGGGCCUUGCGUUCAGUGGAGAUGGCCUGCGGUUAGUCGACAUUCGAGAUUCGCGGUCCAAGGUAUGGGAACCCCCCGUCCUCGUACGCAAGACUGUGGAGGAAGAUGUGAGUGUUAGCGAUGCAGCUGCAACACCUGCAAUCACUGUCGGGCUCGACUAUUUCAACGAGAUCUUGAACAUUACAGCCCUGGCAGCUCACCCUAAUUUGCCUGUACUCUUUGCUGGAAAGAGCAAUGGCUGCGUCGCCGUCUAUGACUCCAUGACAGGAAAAGAGACAGCCCUUCUAUACUCGCACCCUAAAGAUGUGUUUAUCACCACAAUAGCUUCCUGCAAGAACAAUGUUGUGGCAUCCGCAGAUGCAGGUGGAACAGUUCAAGUCUGGGAACUCGAAAGGUCGACCAAAGGUUGCUGGAGUACUCGGUCCCAAAUCCUGGCCACCUCCCCGAAGCAGUCUAUCAAGCAACUAGUGUUUAGCCAGGAAGGGCAGCACUUGUUAGUUUCUGCUGCUAGCUCAGCGGCCGUGUGGUCGACACGUACUGGCGAUGUAGUUUGGUCAACCGAAUUCGUCCCUAGCGAACGAACUGUGUGGAAAUGGCUCUCGACUUCAGGUCCCGAAUCCGAACUGCUACUUAUCAUCGACAACAGAAUCGAGAGGCACAGUUGGUCCGCAUUUCCUACAGCAACCAGCCCACCGUCCUUUCCUUUCUCCUACGACGAAACGCUCAAAUCAGAUGAGAUCGAGAUCCAGAAUGCCUUUUUCGAAGCCAAAAGCCGGCAUCUCAUUGUCGAUUUCCGCAAACACUACGGGAACAAAGCAACCGCUAAGCUUCUUGUUUUCGAUUACUCCUCAUCGCCAGCCUCUUCAGAUGGUUUGCAGCCCAAUACCGAUUACUCUCCCUUGGGGGAGAAGGUCAAAUACUUUAUCGGCGUCAUCAGGUCGCGUCUUGCUUUUAUUGAUAAAGAUUCUUGGCUGUCGAGCGUGGAUCUAGUUUCUUAUUCGGGGAAGGAGUAUAUACGCCAUUUUUACGUCCCUCACGAAGUCGUGAAUGGGAAUACUGGUGUCCUGGGUGUGUUGACAGCAGCUGGCGAUAUCGCGUUUGCCAGAGAGGGAGAGGUAGCGGUGGUGAGGAAUGGGAUGAAGUUUCAUGCUGUUAUUGAGAUUACCUGAUGACAAUCUAUAUGAAUGAUGCGGAACUAGAAUGUACAUGUACGAUUGGAUAGGACAUUGCAAGCAUUUUGAGAUUGGCGUUCUCUAAUAGUCGGAGUUCAUCCUGACAAACAGUGGAUUCCGGCGUUGGAUGGUUCUUGGAUGUCAUAUUUUACUAUUCUUAUAAUUACUUCACCGAUCACUCGUCCAGUGGGUACUAUUAAAGGCUCACGUUUCUAAAUUCUAUGCCACUUGCGUGUGAAAAUCCUUCCAGACCAGGCUCAGUAAAUGUCACGUGACCAUUGGAUUGUGUAUAUAUCUUCUAUUUC